Messenger RNA from Diutina rugosa, 3423 nucleotides. RefSeq names its product TORC2 complex subunit (gene TSC11). The record is from RefSeq and is a predicted model, not a curated record. Gene Ontology annotation, cellular component: TORC2 complex. NCBI's taxonomy places the organism in Eukaryota, Fungi, Ascomycota, Pichiomycetes, Serinales, Debaryomycetaceae. The coding region runs from base 1 to 3423 and encodes 1140 amino acids. The transcript has a single exon. Gene Ontology annotation, biological process: TORC2 signaling.
AUGGACCGCGGGAUCAGCUUGAAUGAGAUCCUGAUCCAUUCAAUUGGCGGCACCAGCACGCCGCCGUACACGGUGCCGCUGUUCCCCCACCAGCCGGCGGUGCUCAAAGACCCCGAACGCAUGUUUGUCGCCCCGCCCUCGGCGCACCUGGCCGAGCUGCCGACGUGGACGUUCUCGGAGAUCACCGCCUCCAUAUCGACGAUAAAGGACGAUGACCCUUACCAGAUUGUCGCCAGAGGUAACGACUUGGCUACUUUACUCAGGACCACGCCUCAGCUUAAGCACGAUCUUGUGUUAAAGCUGUUUUUGAAUAAGAUCGCCUAUAUGUUUUCCCACCAGGCGCUGGAAGUGAGAGCCGUGGGGUACCGUUUACUCAGGCUUAUCAUCACUCUGGACGAGUCGCUACGAGCGUUGGUCCAGCUGAAAGUGCUUAUUUUGAUCAUUAUGCUGCUUUCGACGGCGAAACUGGCGGUGACGGAAAAGGAGCAGGCCAUCAAGCUUGUGCGGCAAUUUCUCGUGAUUGAAAACGGCGCUGAUUUCUUGAGUGUCGGUGUGAUUAAACUGUUGAUUGCGUUAGUGGAGUAUGAGCCUGACGACGACGAUAUCGAACCGGCAGUGGCUAUCCCUGAUUUACUAAAACAACAGGCCCUCCAGGUGAUUUCAGAAACGUGUCUCGUUAAACCUGCUCUUGUGUUUCUUCUGGGAGGGUUUCGAGUGCUUUUGGCAGCGGUGGCGGAGGCUCCGUUACCGGUAGCCAUGAACUGUUUAGUGUUGCUUGUGACGACAUUAGACACUAAACAUACACGCAAAUUCCUCCGCAACGGGCUUGAUUUUAAUUCAUUAUUUGCUCCCUUCCACGAGGCCGUGGAUAAUGAGGACGAGCCCCUGGGGCGCAAACCGCUGGCGGUGUCGACGGUGCGGCUCCAGCGGGCGAGUUUAGUGGCGGCGGUAUUGUUCAAACAGUUUAACGGGCUCAUCGCGUUGUCGAUUGAUGGUUUCGUGAUGAUACGCCAAUUAGUGGGUCUACUAGCUAAACGCAACCACCGGGUACGACUGUACCUUAUUGAUGUCGUUAAUGACAUUUUAGGGGUGAAAAGCCUUUCAUGGAUGGUGGGUCUGCCCCACCAACUUCAGCCUCAUCCACCGCCGCCACAAGUGGCUACCGCCGUUGACCACUAUAGGGGACUUGUGGUGUUGGUAUUGAUUAAAGCGGGCCUUCUAGACCGGCUAGCGGAAAUUGUCGAACAGAAACAAAACGAGGCUAACGUCAAGGCAGCGAGACUGCUUAUGGCCGAGGUGUAUCGCCGGUCUCUGCAACUAUUACCGGUCGAGCUCGUCACUCAGAUUAAAGUCCCCGACGCUUUUACUACCACUACCGCCACUACCACCCAACCAGCCACUCCCGUGACUAGCCGCGAGCUUAAACCAAUGAAACAACAAUUGGGCCAGAUGUACCUGGCGUGGCGCUACAAUAUCGACGAUAACGAGUUCCGGAUCCACGUGAACAAUACCAGGAUUGUCACCGUCAAAGAGUUUGGUGAAUGGAACUGGCCGCUUAUACAACGGUUAUUUGAAGGUCCCUUGGAUAAUCCCUACCGGUUUGAUGAAGUAUUGGACAAGUACCCCAAGUUCUUCAAACGGCUAAUGCUGUUUUAUCGACCGUUUAAAUUCAGGUUCUGUAACAUUGCGAGAACUGCGAAGAACGGUAAACGCUACGUGGCCGUGGGGUGUCAAUUAUUUGAACUAUUAUUAUCAUUGGAGAGAGGAAGGAAAUACUUGGCUAAGAAUAAGAUUUUACCGCAAAUCGCUGAAGUUUUGGCUCAGAUCGACCCCUUAAGUGGUAUUGGUGCUAAGGACCCCAUUCUCUCUAAGAAACGGUUGGAAACGACGGUAUCUGCCGGUUACUUGGAGAUCAUUGCCACCAUGCUGAAGCACCAGUUCGGCCUUCGCCUCUUAGGGCAGUGGCAAGUGUUUACUACCCUCCACCAUAUCAUCGACCACCUGACCACUUCUGAAACCAAUAACCACUUGCUUGCCGUGCUCUUCCGCCUGGCCGACUACUCGUCCGAACACCUGCCCUUUAGGGUAAUGCUCCAUCGCAUAUUGGCGACACUGAACCGUCGACUCGUCCAUUUACUCCUUGAUGGAGUAGUGGCGAAACUUUUGACCGAUCACGCUGACCAUAGCAACCAGCACUACUUGGUGAGAGCGGUGACCGAGUUGUUAUUUCACCCCACCGAUGCUCUGAUCCGUCGCAAAGCCGUCGACUUAAUUGGCCAAUACUUACAACAAGGAGGGUCAGUGGCCGCGGUGGUGGAACUGGGACCGCCAGUGGCAUUGCUUGUACCUCAAGGGUACCACAUUCUCACGCGACUUAUGGCCACUCUGAUUGGGUUUAAAUACCUCUAUGCUCGUGGGUUUAUCGAUACUGAGUUUGCCAAAUGGAGCCGAGCGGUGGAGACUCGAGAUUUCCGGUUCCUCCACACUGUCGAGACAAGAAUUCGUGAUGAGUUAUACCCGACGUAUUCUGCUGACGAUAUGUUCUGGAAACCCGCGAGCGAUGAAGGCCCUCCUGAGUGUCGUGGCGAGUUCUUCCAAUACUUAUUAGCUACCGAAGAUGGUCUCCACUACUGCCAACAACACCAACACAUGUUUGCCCAAGCCGUAAACCCCGUGAUGGGUUUCUACACGCAAAUGGUGGCGGACCGUGCCGAAUUAAACCGCAAAUUGGCCGAUACUUCCAACGAAGAUAUGCUGACGUGGCUAGCUGAGAUCAAGCAACUGUUAUGGAUUAUUGGUAUCACUGGUUUGGGAACGUAUGGCGUUAGUCUACUCCUACUGAUCGCCCCCAAUUUGGUGCUGGUGGUGCACAACCUCUUCUACCUCAGUCCCUCGUGGCAAAUCAGAGCGCAGGCGUUCUACACGUUGGGGAUGUUAUCGGCGUCCACCGAAGGGAUGGAAGUGUUGGAUGAGCUCGGGUGGGUCACCGCCCUCGACGCCUACGGCAAUCUGAAGCGGAUGUGCUACCCUCAAGAGUGUGACUUGAAUUCGUUCUUUAACGUCACCACCACUAACCCGUACCGCGAUGUCAAUUACUAUAGUAUUUUUAACGGCAGCGGCACCGGUUUUAGUCUUUUCGGUGAUGACGACGACGAUGCCGAGACCGACGCCAAUAACGAGCGGGUGCUUACGCUAGUCCACGGGUUGGACCUGGUGUUGGGUAAGAUCGAGCGCAAAGCCCACGCCGAGCUUAGGAGAAUGAAAAGUACUCACCCAGAGUUGUUUGACGGCAAUACCACUUUGUUCCUCGAAGUGAUCAAAGCCAUCGAUAAGGGGGUGUACAACUUUGCCAAACGGGACUUCAUCAUGCUGCUAUUCGAUAUCGGGGUGGUCGAACCGUUUUUGAAGGGAAGAAAAGGGUGA